This is a messenger RNA of Eriocheir sinensis (Chinese mitten crab), 5801 nucleotides long. RefSeq names its product sphingolipid delta(4)-desaturase DES1-like (gene ifc). Gene Ontology annotation, cellular component: membrane. The transcript has 6 exons. Gene Ontology annotation, biological process: ceramide biosynthetic process. NCBI's taxonomy places the organism in Eukaryota, Metazoa, Arthropoda, Malacostraca, Decapoda, Varunidae. Bases 87 to 1058 code for a protein of 323 amino acids. Gene Ontology annotation, molecular function: sphingolipid delta-4 desaturase activity. The record is from RefSeq and is a predicted model, not a curated record.
UCAGACCCUCCCUUCAGUGUUGGCUGCGGCGUGGCGGAGGGAGAACGUACAGUGCCCCGCGCCAGGAACACUCACCAAGCACCACCAUGGGCCAACACGUGUCAAGGACGGACUUCGAGUGGACCUACACCGCCGAGCCCCACGCCUCCAGACGCAAGGAGAUACUCAAAAAACACCCAGAGAUCAAAGAGCUCUUUGGUAAUGAUCCCAACUUGAAGUGGUGGGUGCUGGGCCUCGUGACCUUCCAAGUGUUGUCACUGUUUGUGGUGAAGGACCUGCCCUGGCUCUGGGUCUUCCUGCUUGCCUACUGCAUUGGUGGCACCAUCAACCACUCCCUCAUGCUGGCAAUCCAUGAGAUCUCCCACAACCUUGCCUUUGGACACUCGCAGCCUCUGGCCAAUCGUUUCCUCGGCAUAUUUGCAAACUUCCCCAUAGCGCUGCCCUUCUCCGUGUCCUUCAAAGGGUACCACCUGGAGCACCACAAAUACCAAGGGGAUGAGAAGUUGGACACAGACAUUCCAACAUCCCUGGAGGCAAGACUUUUUUGUACCACCUUUGGCAAGCUAAUCUGGAUGAGUUUGCAGCCGCUGUUUUAUGCGCUGCGUCCCGUCAUCACCUACCCAAAGACUCCCACACUUCUUGAGAUCUUCAACACUGCCGUCCAGCUCUCCUUCAACUUUGCUGUCUAUUAUUUCUUUGGAGCCAAAGGUAUCAGCUACCUGGCUGGAGGGUCGCUACUGGCCAUGGGCAUCCAUCCUGUGGCUGGACACUUCAUCUCUGAGCACUACAUGUUCCACAAAGGUUUUGAGACGUACAGCUAUUAUGGUCCCCUUAACUACGUCACCUUCAAUGUUGGCUACCACAACGAGCACCACGACUUCCCUUACGUUCCUGGGAGCAGACUGCCAAAGGUUCGUGCGUUGGCACCCGAGUACUAUGACGACUUGCCCCGCCACGAGUCCUGGGUCAAGGUCAUUUAUGACUUCAUCACUGACCCUGCCAUUGGCCCAUAUGCCAGGAUCAAGAGGAAGCAUGCAAAGCUGCUCAAAGAAGAGUAGUAAAGAAGAGCAGAAGCUUAGGUUUGUGGGUGGAGUCUGCCAAUGAGAUGUUAUACUACAUGGCAAAUUUGAUACAUGGUUCACUGGUGCCUCAUCAUGGCUCAAGCCUUGUUGUUUUCCUUGUUUAGGCUCAUCAGGUGUGGGUUCAUGUUUUCUUGAUCUUAAAAGGGAUUGUGACAAACUAACUUAUUCUUUGUGGGUUGAGGCCUAAGGUGUUCAUCUGUUUCCCAGCCAGUGAAGUGAUACACUGCUCAAUGAUGAAGCCAUGUUAGGCUUGCCAGUACUUUCUGUGCAGAAUGAUGAGUGGUCAAGAGUAAGGGCUGUCAUGAGCAGCAGGGCUGGACCAGUAGUCCUCCUCUCCCUUAGGGGAAGGGGGGCUAUUCAAAAAGACCCUUAGACCCUCGAUAGAAGGACCCAAAAUGAAUUUCAGAAACUGUAUUCUUUUAAUUAACAAAAAAUCAAGGUAGACCUGGAAGACAACCUUAAAAUACCCUUGAUUUUGGAGGAGACCCCUCAAGGAGAAGGAAUACAAUAGAGAACAGCAAGCUUUUUUCUUUGCUGUCAUAAUAGGAUUUGUAGCAUUAUUUUCAAACCCAAUCACCUGUUAGUUAGUAAUAUUGUGAUCACCAAUUAAAGUCAUACAAGUUAGGGAAGUUUAUAGUACAGUACUCAUUUCCAAUGUGUGUUUGUCCAACAGGUCUCAUAUCUAGCGUGGCAUUAUUUCUACAAGUAUUCUUGAAAACUCGCCACAGUCCACGGAAAAGGCCCAUUCACAGACAUUUACGUCAAUUACCUAUAUUCAGUACCUGUCCCAGACUUUUAUCACACUGCCCAGCAUUUAAUUACCACAUUGAAGAGAUUAAAUAAAACAAGUUAUUCGAAAACUUGCAUUGUAUAUCAACAAAGAAUGCGCCGUUGGCAGCAAUCACGAAGGGCUUGCCAUUUUCUUUUUCAAUUUCAGGGUUUUGAACCCAUAAAUAUAUCAUACUAUGCAAAUUAUUUAUUAAUAAAUGUUUCCUUCUUUAAAAAUUAGAUGAUAAUAAUCAGAUAAUGCAACUUAGAACAAGAAUAUGAAGCUUAGUGAAUUAGUAGACUCGUUGUGGAGGUGACAUGAACAUCACAGCCACCACAACACGCGAACACCUAGGGAGUGUUGCAGACGUGGACUUGGCUUGGCAUAUGUCCAGUACAUCUGCAUAACAACAACAGCCACAAGCAACCUUAACUGCCAGGGCUCUAGAGGAUGUGGUCUCUUGGCCCAACCAGAACUGCCAGACUUAGGCAGACCCCAGAUUUUUUUCCUGGAUUAUAUAUCAGUUCCUGGACUUGACCGGGCAUGGGUUCGACAAUUGCAGUAUUUGGGAAAUUGAAGGUCCAGUGUUUUUUCAGAAAUUCUCUGACAAAAUUAAUUUUUCCUGUAGGUUAAUUUGUUUGUCCAAUGCUAAUUUCAGCCAUCGCAACGUGAUCCCUGACCAAAUUCCCACGCUGGACGCAAGGCCACUGUAGUUAUGUUGUAAACAAUUGCAUUAAUGGAAUAUAAUUUUGGUACACCUCAUACCAUGCAGUUAUGUUGCCUCAUCUGAACUAGUUAUUUAGGCAUAAUAUUAGUUUCUUACAUAGAGGGGAAUAUAUACUUGAUAUAUCAGCAUGUCUAAAUGAGACCUAGUGACCAUAAUGGUGGAACUCUGACAGUAUUAACAAGAUCAAGAACAAGCUGUUACCCUCAUUGCAUAGGACUUGGCACUUUGUUUUGGUUGUUUUGUGUCAGUCUACUUUUAGCCACUGCAAAUGAGAAACAUUCAUCCACUCUCAUUGUGAAGAGUAGGGGGAAGUAUUCAUUUAUGACUUCCUGGCUUGCAUCAGGAAAGUACAUGUAAUUGAAUAAUAUCAGGUUGGCAUGUCCAGAUUUUUACAUUCAGGAAAAUACAAGAUUUCCUGCAGGUAUAUUUUUAUACACUGUAGUAAUUCAUUUUAAAAAUAUGUACUUUACUCUUGAGACUUUAUAGUCUACUCAAUUUAAACUUUAAUUUGUAUAUGAUUUCAUAGUGUCAGGGUCGUUCCUUAAUGAGCCAAAGUUGAAUUUUUUGGUUGUCAUUCAUGUUUGUCUUUAGGUUAGGUGUAGAUGUGAUGAAGGGUGGGACUCCACUUGUUGCAUUUCUCUUUAAGCUUAACCCUUUCAAUACGUGAUGUAGACGUUGGCGUCACAGUAUGGAAAGGGUUAAGAGGAAAUGGAAGAGAAUUAAUCCUCUUCUAAACCUCUUAAUUCUCUUCCAUUUCCUCUUAAUCCUCUUCUAAACCUCUUAAGAGGAAAUGGAAGAGGUUUAGAAGAAGAUUAAUCCUCUUCCAUUUCCUCUUAACCCUUUCCAUGCUGUGACGCCGACGUCUGUGUCACCGUAUUGAAAGGGUUAAUUUAAAUCUUGACUGUGCUUGUGUCAUAAGGAUGUUGAUCAGGGAGGUGAUACUAGUUGGUUGAUUAUCUUUGGAAUUUACUUGCAUAAUUGUUAAUGGGAAAAGCUUGUUAGUUUUUGGUUGUUGAUGAUGAAUUGCAUCAUUACCCGUGCGUAAUCUCGUAUUUACAAUUGUUGUGGAUACAGGCUUAAUUGAACGCAUUUGUUUUCUGUCACAGACAGUCACUGUCAUUACAUCUGAGAGAUGGUUGUCUUCUAAAAGUUUUCAAGGAUAAUUAGUGUUAAAUGGGACAAGUGUGCAAGGCAUUCAUGUGGAUACUUCCUUGAGCCUUGGUAGCAUGCAGGAGAGUGAAGAAUGGAGUCUACAACCCAGUUGAUGUUUUUUCUAUUAUUGUAGUUGAAACACCUGCUGUGAUAGUUGCAAUGUUGACUUAGGUUUUAAGCCUCCCAUAAUCUCAUAACAAUGCUUCCAGAUCCAAGUCAAAUACUCAACAUUUAUGGUGCACUUGUAAAACUUGGUAUGUCAUGUCAAUUAAGGUGUGCUUGUGCAUUUGUAUAGUUGCAUUUGGAAGCUGAAACAUUUCCUGUAAUCAGCUUUUCUGCAAGUUUACUGAUUGAAAGGAUUUGGGAAUAGUUCUGCAGAAAUUUGGUAGUUGUGUAUAUACUGGGAGCCCUGAGGCUGUUUUAAUUUUAGUAUUGUAGUGCGAUGGCGCAACAGUAAAGUGGUGCUCAGGUGACCUAGAAAGGUCAGUUUCUCACAAUCUGUGGAAGAGUAAUAUGGAUUUUGAAAAUGACCCACCCAUUUGAAUCUCACCAUUUUUAUCUUAUUUUUAUAAUUGAAAGUGGAUAAUUGCCAUUAUGGUAACAUCACUUGUUUACUAAGUUCAACUAGUUAAAUAAACAAAUAAUUUGAUAUUCUGUAAUCUCCAAUAGAAUUUCAUUACAUAAAAAAAGCUGAUAUCUUGUUGAAGCAGAUUUAAUUGCUUGUUUCAAGUCGUACAUAUUUGUUCCUGCUUCAAAUAUCAGUUUUCAUUGACUACUUUAAGAAAUCGAGUAUGAAAUAAUUUUUAAAGUUUUGUGUUGACAGUGCAGUGCUGUUCUCUCCUACUUCUUUCUGACUCCUGCCCUUGUGUGUUCCCCAAAUGGUUUAUGAGUUGUCCUUCCCUCAUUGUCUUCAUUUAUCGCUGUAUAACUUUGUUCUUUUGGUCUGGCAGUGCCACAAAAUCUACUGCUUUGAAUUAUCCCACUUUUCCUUAAUAGCUAAGGCAAAUUUCAGGCAUGUGCACAUAUUUGUUCAUCUGCUCAAGUAAAAUACCUUGAGGAAUGAUUUUUCUGUGAUCUCAGUUUACUUCUAUUUCAUUGUCAGUAUUGAAGUAAUAUCUUGAUCUAAUGUUGGUGCUAAGUUCUUCGUGUUUAAUUCUGCAAAUAUUUCUUGAACCUUUCCAAUAGCAAUAAAAUAUUAGGCCAUAUGUUACUUUCCAUAAUUAUAACACCAGGUAGUACCAUAUGGACAUUCAGCACCAUUGGUAGCACAAAAUGUCUAUUCUAUGUAUUUUGGUCAGUUUUUAUCUGCUUUAAGGCCCAAUUCACACUACAACAGCACGUUUACGGGGUGUGACCGUACCUGAACAGGACCGUAACGGACCAGCAACAGCAUGUGUAUUCACACUACACCACGUAAACGGCCUGGACCUGCACGGGACCGUCAUGGGCCGGCAACAGCGUGCUCACACCGUUUUGUAGCAGUACAAUCCUGUCCUUCAGCCCGGACGCAUAUCAGCUGUGCUAACCAUGUUCUUCCAUUUGUUGCUAUAAUCUGUAUGGGACAUGUAUGUCAAAUAGGCAGACAUGUUUUUCCACCAGUGAAAUUAAUUUCUCUCCAUCCAUCACUGAGUUCACACUGCACCGUACGAGAGCUAGAUGUCAACUGUACAUGGCUUGGAAAAUGUAGGUGUAGUCAGAGGAAUUCUUGUGGUGGGAGCCAGAUCAGGUCACAGGUCGGGUAUACAAGUCAGGUCACACGUCAAGUGCAAGUACCACUACUUUGGGCCUUGACCACACCUCACCUCUGUUUAUCCUCAGUAGCACACAUCUGAAUAGCUACACAUUCUAAAUGAAUGCAUGAAUAUUAAUUACAAGCGAAGUUGGAUAUAUUGACAAAAUAAAUUUUCAUGAAUAGGGAAUCCUUGAUUUGCAUGAUAGAUGCGUUCCAGAAGGGACCGUGCAAAGUAAAUUUCAUGCAAUGUAAGGAUGAUCACCCCCAGUACUGGAGUAAACUGUACAUACGCUAUGUUAAAGGAUGGGAGUUGUUGGAAAUAAAACAAACUGUCACGAA